AUUUAUUUUAUUAAUUUAAAGUAAACAAAUAUGAUAGAGAAUACACUAAUUUUUAUCAAAUAUUUAUUACUCAAAAUUAUUAAUUUUCAUAUAUACUUUAGCUACAUUAGGCAAUUCCGUAAUUUUUAUUUAAGAAAAGAAUAAAAAACAUUAAUAACAAAUUUAUGGUUAGUAGAAAAAAAAACUUAUUAUAUAUUUAAAUGAACCAACAUAUUUUUUUAAGGUUUCUAAUAUUCAUUGUGGUUAUGACACAUGACUAACUCAAAUGUUGUAAUGCUUCUAUUUUAAUAGUAUUGAUGGAUAUGUAAUAAUAGUCCACCGGUUGAUAAAAAAAAACAUUGAAUAGAUUGUUUUAUGUUUUAUCGUAAGUCAUAAAACACCAUUUAUUAUUAUAGUCACCAAAAUUCACCUCCACUUGGACUUGUCAACCUCUCAACCUAACUCUGAAUAUACAAAUUUUAUAGCAAAAUCUUACGUUGAUAGUUGUAAGAAAAUAGACAUCGACAUGUGAUAUGCAACAGCAUGUAAAAAGCAUAUGGACAUUAACCAUCACAAACAACUUUAUGGGGUAUGUAAAUUCAGAACGCUAUCAAAUAAUAGAACCCUUAGAAAUAUCAUCAAUGCCAAAUAUACAUCUCAAGCUGGUUAAUAGGAGAUCACUCAAAAACAUUGACGAAUCACGCGAACCCAAAAAGUUCAAACUCGUCUUGGAAUACGAAAAUAAUACUCCCACUUCGACAAGAUGAAUUCAAAUGAAACAUUAAAUGCUGAACUUCUAGUAAUACUAGUAUUGAAUGCUUUUAAGUACUAUUCUUAAUCCGAGGUUUAACUCACACGGACAAUCAAAGAUUCCUUUGCUUGCGGCAUGCACUUUAGCAAGUAAACACAAUAACACAGGAGAGACAAUCUACAUUGUCUUCCGCAUAGCCCAACACGUUGAUGACUGUCGAAAGUUCUAACGAUUUUGGUAUAGGACUUUCAAUGUAUGUCCUUGUUUAAUCGUUGUUCGUUCGUAUCUAUAGGCUUAUAUGCCACAAAUGCAUUGAUCUGUACAUAAAAAACCUUUCUAUUAUCAUUUGGAACACACAUAUAUAUAUAUAUUCAAAGAUUAAGUUUAUUGAAGACAAGUUCGAACUCAAAUGAAUCUCAAAAGUGGACGGGGAUAAAUUAAACUCUGUAUAAUCAACUUUCCAACGAAUACCAAGUCACUGCCAUCGAGAUUGAUAUAUCCAUGGAUUGGGAAUUGCAUAAUAUCUGCAGAAAUAAAAAUUCAAAACUUGAAUUAUAUUUAAUCUUAGAAUAUUUUUUUUUUUAAUUUUGUUAAUUUUAUUAUUUGCUUACAAUAUUUAAUUUUAAAUUUUAAUUUAAUUAUAUGUAAAAAUGAACAAAAAUAAAUAAAAUUAUAUUUAAUUAUAUAUAUCAUAUAUUUAAAACUAUAUUCUUGAAAAAAAUUUGUUAUCUAUUUAUUUUAGUUAAAAUAUAUUAAAUCAAAUUCUAUAAAAUUAAUCGAAAUUUUUGUUAGGUAUAUAAUCAAAACGUAAAAUUAAAUAUUUCUAAAAUCUGUAGAUUUCAAAAAGAAACUAAAGUUAUUGGAAUUAGAAAAUUAAAAUUUUAAAACAAAACUGCAUUAAAUUCUGAAGAAAUGUUUUAGUAAUAAAAAUUAUAUUACUAUAAAAAUAAGAUUAAUUAAUAUUUUGACAAUUGUAAAAUAUUAUUAUAUUUAUAUUUCUACUAUAAUAUGAGUACUAUUUAUUGUUAUCAAUGAUGAUUUAUGAGUUAUUACUAUAUUUUAAAAAAGUUACCAAAAUAGUAAUUAAAAUUAAAUGUAAAUGUCUAUAUUACAAUAAAGUUCAAUCCACGUUAUUAUUGUUAGUAUACCAUAUCGUUAUUUUUCUUUCAAAAUCAAUGUGGUUUAUGACAAACUAUUUCUUAAAUAAUAUCUAGGAUAUUAAGUAUCAACGAUUUCAAUAUAUAAAUAUAGUAUAAAUAUAUACAAUGACAUAAUUUAUGUAAACAAAUUGUAUUAAAUAAGUUAAACAAUAUAUUUUAGCUAAAACAAAGAAACAGCUCAGAAAAAGUAAUACAACCAUUUUUGUUAUGUGCUAUUAUGAAUUUUAUUUUUUUAUGAAAGAUUCCUUUCCCUUUUUGUGUUCUUUCUUACUACAUAGUAAAUAUAUACAUAUAUAUAAUCCGGUUACUAUUGUUUCCUGUAAAUAAAGAUAUAAAAUUUUAAAUAGCAAAAAUAAAAUAAUUAUUUAAAUGGAAAAUCGACACAACUUACUAAAAAUUUCAAAAUUAAGAUAUAAAUCUAGUUAUCGACACAUUUAAUUAAUUUUGCUAAGUAUUGCAAUAUAUUGCAUAUUAAUCAACCUCUUAAACUUUAUACUACAUUUGGAUUGCAUAUUUGCAUGUAUUUAUUUUCCAUUUCAUUUUCAAAAUCAUUUAAUGUAAAUCUGCGGACUAAUUAUUUCUGGUGAACAAUUCAGACAAGAAAUCUAAAAACAAAAGUAUAGCUAAUUUUCUUUCCAAAAUUUAUUAUAUUCUAGUCAAAAUUGUAAGAUGAUGUAAGUGUUAAAUAUAAAUUCAUAGUUUGACCACAAUAUAACAUCAAAAUUUAUAUAAUAAGAUACCAUAAAUAAUUUUUUUUUAUUGACGAUAAAUAUUCUUUCAUGACUAAAUGGUAAAAGAAUAGUCACCAUUCAUUCCGUUAAAAAGAUAAGAUUAAGAAAAAAACUCACCGGUACUCUCUCUCUAUCCAUACAAAGAGGCGUUACCGUGAUAGUAAAGAACCAUCUGGUUACGUCCUAACUCCUGCAUCUGCAGCAUUAUGUACACUCCUUCGAUCUUAUGUGGUUCCAGUGAUAUUUCUCCGCCAACAAAGUCUGAGAAACGCAGAGAUGGUUCCGAUGAGGACGCUGACUUUGAUCUAAACAAGGAUCCGACACCUGAACAGGUUGAAGGACUUGCCGAAAGAGAAGCGGUUACUCCUCUUACAGAGAUGGAAAAGAUUUUGGACUGCCAAAUGCGUCCUAUGGCAUCUAACGAUCUGAAUUCAUCAGAUAAUGUUGUGAAACAAUAUCUUGUGAAGUGGAAGGGGUUAUCUUACCUACACUGCUCUUGGUAUCUCCCGCAUGAUUUUAUGCUAUGUUUGAACAUGCUUAGUAUUAUGUUCAUGGUGGUUUUGUCGUGCAUGCCUCUUGUCUGCUUAUAUCAUCUUUUCCUCUCUUUUUUGGGGUUUGCCAACCACAGGGUGCCUGCGCAGGAGUUCCAGAAGGCCUAUAAGUUCAACCCUCGUUUAGUAUUCAGGGUGAUCAGAUUUCAUUCUGCGAUGGAGUCAAUGAGUAAAAAUGGAGAGGAUUUUGUUUCCAUUCAUCCUGAGUGGACCACUGUUGACCGGGUUAUAGAUUGCCGCGGAGAAGAUGGGGGCAAGGAGUAUCUGGUGAAGUUCAAAGAACUUUCUUAUGAUGAGUGUUAUUGGGAAUCUGAAUCAGACAUAUCAACCUUCCAAAACGAAAUCCAGAGGUUCAAGGAUAUAAACUCUGGUUAUCGCAGAGAUAAAUAUGUAGGCCAUGAGAGAAGUCAUGAAGAUCUCAAACAGUUUGAUCAUACUCCUGAGUUUAUUACAGGCUCAUUGAAUCCGUAUCAGCUUAGUGGGCUUAACUUUUUGCGGCUUACAUGGUCAAAACGAGCUCUUGCAGUCCUUGAUGAUGAGAUGGGGAUAGGCAAAACAAUUCAAAGCAUUGCUUUUUUAGCUUCGCUUUUUGAGGAAAACUUGGAUCCGUAUUUGGUAGUUGCUCCCGUUUCCACUUUGAGAAACUGGGAGAGAGAAUUCGCCACAUGGGCACCACAUAUGAAUGUGGUUAUGUACUGUGGUAAUUCUCAAGCUCGUACUGUUAUUAGAGACCAUGAGUUUUACUUCCCAAAAGGUCAUAACAAGAUGACUGGAAUCAAUGGAGAAAGCAAACAGGAGAGGAUGAAGUUUGAUGUCAUUCUCACGUCUUGUGAGAUGAUCAACGUAGACACAGAAAUCCUAAAACCAAUCAAGUGGAAAUGCAUGAUUGUUGAUGAAGGCCAUCGGUUGAAAAAUAAAAAUUCAGAGUUGUUCAAUUCGCUGAAGCCGUAUACGAGUGAACAUCGCGUUCUAGUUAGAAAGAACUUGGAUGAUGAGGCUGCUGUCUUAGAGGAAGCACACGCUAUAGAAAACAAGUCUUCAACAUCAAAUUAUUUGGAAGAUUCGUUAAAAGACAAGUAUGAAAGUCAGCAAGUUGAGGAGCUCAAUGUUCUUGGAAAGAGGAAGAGAAACCACAAACAGAAGUUUGGCGAAGAUGCGCUUCGUUAUCAAGAAGCUGAACAAACUGAUGGUGAAGCAGCUGGACAGGGAAACCAGAUGGCUUAUUGGCCAUACAAUAGAAGGAACCCCGAAGCGAACUCUGCUCAUGAAGAACCCAAACCAAUUGAUGGUGAAGCAGCUAGACAAGGAAACCAAAUGGCUAAAAGGCAUUACAGUAGAAGGACUCGCGAUACCUCGGAGCCAAUACCUUUGAUAGAAGGAGAAGGGAGAUAUCUCAAGGUGUUAGGUUUUAACGAGCUGCAAAGAAAGAAAUUUAUAAGGACGUUAGAGAGGUACGGAGUUGGCAACUAUGACUGGAAGGAGUUUGUUGAUCCUUUAAAGCCGAGAACCUAUGAUGAAAUUAAAAAUUAUGGAAUACUUUUCUUGAAGCACAUCGUCGAAGACAAAGAUGUUAAUUCUCCAACCUUUUCAGAUGGAGUCCCCAAAGAAGGACUAAUAUGUCAUGAUUUACUUGCCAAAAUUGCCCUUAUGAUGUUAAUUCAAAAGAAGGUGAAACUUAUGAAAAACCAUCCAACAAUCCCCGUUUUUUCUGACGGCAUUAUCGAUAGGUUCCCUGGACUAAGAUUCAAAAGAGGAAUAUUUUCGAACGAUGAAUGUGACAGGAUCCUGUUGCGUGCUGUUUCUAAGAACGGGGUUGGAAGAUGGUCUGUCAUUGUUACUGACAUAGAGUUUGGGAUCAACCAGCUCGUGCAAAUAGAAUUGAACCGCCCUUUCACAAGUUUCAUUACUGCUAACGGAAACGUAAAAGAAACGCAAAUCAUAGUUACUGAUCAUAUAAAAAGACGGUUUCUGAUUCUGAAGGAAGCGAUAAUAAACGAGUUUGCUGAAGAGUACUACUAUGGACAAAAGCCUUCAUCUCUGAUGCGUGCUCAACAAAAUGGUCUACUGGAUGAACCCAAGAAUUUGUUUUCUGAUAAGUUUCGACUAUUAACUGAACGUGCUUUACAUAAGUUUGCGAGGAAGAACAUUUCCAGAAGCUUAAGGGGCUAUGGAAAAAGAAGACGAAGAAGAAGAAGUAACAGAAGUCAUUAUGAUGGACUGAUUUGAGGAAACUCAAAACACCAAGAACCUAUAACCAAAACAUAUGUGAUUGGAUUUGGAAUUAUUGUUGUUUCUGUUAAUUAUUGUUUGGGAUUCGACUGGAUUUUUUUUUAUUAUUCUCAAUUAAGGUUGCGACUUAUGAAGCUAUUUUCUCUGAAAAUACUAUGCUAAACACCCACUUGAAAACAGCUCCAAAUUAACAGCAUUAAGCAUUAAGUACUACUGUUUCAAAUUGUUCCCUUUAAUCUACAUUAUGUGUUAGGAAAUAGCUGCUAAUUAUGUUAUUUUCAUAUUUGAAAUCUUAUGACAGAUGUUUCAGGUGUGUGAAAUUGUGGGAGUAUUCGACUUUUUUGUAAUCAAAGUACAUACAUACUAAUACUCUCAAAUAUUUUGUAAUUUCUAGAAAUGAGUGUAUCACAACGGCUGAGCUUAAGCAAUUUUUUGAUGGUAUUUGUUUUGGUUAUGAAAAAGUUUUAAACGUCAGUUAACCAACAAAUGAUUUAUUCUAUAAAAGUUAAACAACAGGUUAAAGGCAAUUAAACAUAUUAAAUUUCUUUCAAUUGCCGAUUUUUAUUUCGGGGAUAAUUUUCAAUUGAUUGUCAUAACAAUUGUAAGAUGGAUUUUUGGUUCACAAAAAUUAUAAUAAUCUUUCAGACACCAGUAUUAUAGAAACUCAUUAUCAUUUGAUUGGUUACUAUGAGUAUGUAGUACAAUUAAAUUCUUGAUUUUCUUGAAUUUAAACUAUUUUAAUAGUUUUCUUUAAAUAUGUUAAUUUUUGCAUUGAUUCAUGCCACUGUUCUACUUGUAAUCAGACAGAUUGUCUUCCUUUUGAUUGACAACUUCUAUUUUUGUAUAUGAUAUCAAUAGAUAUUAAAUGUGUUUUAUUAUGUGUUCUAGUGUACAUUACUAGUACAUAGAAGAUUGAUAAAUAGAAGCUUAUACUCGCAGUAAUUAAUUUAGCAAAUGACGACUCUAAACCAGUGGGUUUACUCAACUUGAUCAAUCAUGAUAGCUGAGGUUGAUUAACUGUAGUUUAUUCAUUCUAUUUUUCUUUUCAUGCAUCCUCACUACUGUUCAUGGGUUAAUUGUGCAUAAUGAAGCUGGCAUUGACUAUGACUCAAAUCAAAUAUAUCUUGCAAUGUUGGAUUACACUCUGUAUUAGUGUUGGCUCUUGUAAAGAUCAAAGGCAAAUGGGUAGCCUUGGUGAAGCUAAGUCAUGGAAAAACAAAACUUGCAAAUGUAUGUACAUAUAUCUAUCUAGGAUGAUAGUGAAUGUCAGAUUCUCUGAUAGCACAAGUAUUCUAGACGAAGAUGGCGAAGAUGUUAGUAUAGACGAAGGUUUUCCCAUACCUAAACCAUCAUAUCUUCCCCAAAAUAUCACUUGCCCAGUCAUUAAAAAAUCUGGGUGAGAUUCUCAUUUAGAGAAAAAGCGGUAGGUACAACAGUCACUUGUUUAGCCGGCUCCAUUUGCACAUCAUUUCCUUGUCUGACCGAUUGAAAACUCGAUUUGAAAGUACUCGAGAAUUUAAUUGGUUUGACCCGUCUACUUUUACUAUUAGACUAUUAGUAGUAUUUCACAUGUUUUUUUUGUUUUAAUGUUAAUUAAUUACUUUUAGUGUUAAUUAACAUAUCUCUUUCAUUUGUUUAUUUCUCUUUAUGUAGUUCUUGCUAUUGUAUUUUCAUUUUAUAUUUUUUUUCCUAAAGCACAUUCUAAGUCCAUUGUUAUAACGGUAGAUAUUCGUAGUUGCUAGUAAACAAAUAAAACUAAUUAAUAUUAAAAUAGUAAAUAAUGCAUUAUUUGUUAUUUAAUAUUGUAAAGUUUUAAGUUCUUUAUGAUAUAAUGACCAAAACAAGUUACUAUUGAUAUUAACAUAUUAUUAUAUAUAACACAGACUUAAAGAGAUAUAUUUCAGUUUAAACUUAACUGUUGCAUUUUAAAAAUAUAAAGAUUCCUAAUAAUUUUAUUGGAAAUUUCAUGCGUAGAAAACAAAUAUUGCUUAUUAUUUUCAUAGCUUAUAAUAAAUUUUAUUAACAUUAUACAUAUAUUUAUAUUUAUAAAUUUUUGCUUUCUUACUAAAAAUAUAUUAUUAAACAAAUUUAAUAUGUGUUCCCGUCAAAUAGUUUUUCUGGCUCCGCUACUAAGGUCCAUGAAUAUUGCAAAGUGUCUAUGAAUAUUGCCAAGGUACAUGAAUAUUGCCAACUGCCAAGUACUCUUUAAAAGAAUGUUCAUAACGAGCUAUAAAAUAGAUGAUUUGUAGACUAAUAUAGAUUCAAAUCUGAUUUUAUUAUAGUCUAAUCAAUGUUCAUCACGUGUUCUUAUCAAAGUUUGAAAUAUGCUUUCAUGCCAACAUUUUUUGUUUUAAAAAUGCUUUCUAAUUAAAUUCAAAGAGACAUACAAGGUAUGGUUUAACAACCAUAAAAUUUGAGAAAGUACGAUGAGACAUACCUCAUAUUCAACCAAGCAUUAGCUUGUAAAAAAGAAACUUAUAAUACCUAAGUUUAGUGAAAACAAGAGAAUGAUGAAACUUAUAAUCCCAUUUCCAUCAUCUUGCUCAUAGCGUAGGAAAGUGCGUGGAGACGGAUGGAUUGUCCGCUGAAACCAAAUUGGUCUCGAAGACAAUAACAUGUGAUGGAAUUUCUUCCAUAAUAUUAGUUUGAGUAGGAGCAGAAAUUUCUUUCAUGCCAAUUUGGUUACAUUAUUAUUACCAAGCAACUCUCCAUGACGUAUCAUAUUCGGUACGUCACGUUACCGUCCAUUGGCACAUCAAUUUGGUUUUUGAUUUACUUUUACCUUUCAAAGGGCGGGUAUAUUUUUUGUUUUAAUUUUUUGUUGAGAAAAUUAAUUUUUAAAUAAAAAUUAGAAUCUAUAUUAGUUUAGAUUUUGAUCCGCGCUUCGAAAGCACGAGUUUUUUCUGUUAAUAAAAAUAUGAUAUGAAUAGUAUUUAUGACUAUGAUUUAUAUUAUUAAGUUAUUAUAUAAAAUAUAUAUUUUUUAAAAAAUUAUAUAAUAUGUCAAUUCUUUUAUUUGAAAUUUUGAGUGUACAUUCUUAUCUCCAACAUCAUUUUUAUAUUUUGUAUGCAUUUUAUAAGAGUUAAAUUUGUUGACAUAUUUUUGACUAAUUUUUAAAAAUAUAUAUUUUACCAAUGUUUUUGUAUUCGAUUCAGACCUGCGGUCAAACCGGUAAAUUCGGUGAUCUGUAUGUAGUAUGAUUCAUAUUUAGUUAAAAUCUGAUAUUUAAAAAUCAGAUAAACCCGUAAAAAUCCUAAAGUCAGUCACUAAUCCGCGUUGACCCGAUAAAAAUCCAUACAAAUCAGAUUAUAUUUGUUUUAAAAUGAUUCAACUUUUGACAUAUUUUUAAUAGUACAUAAUUUGAAUAAACUAUAUGACUUGUGAUUCUUUAAAUUUUGAUAAUGCUUUUACUAUAUCGUUUAAAUUUAACGAAUUCGUCGGGCUGGCCUAUGGUGGAAGCAAGAGAAGCAUGGAUUAGGGCACACUUUUAUUUUAUUUUUUUUUCUUAGUGAAAUUAUCAUAUAUAUUUUCUCAUUUAACUACAUUCAUUUAUAAUUGUGAUCUCUGUUUUAUUUUUAAACAUGAUUUUGUGGUUUAACUUCAUGCCCCCAUCAUUUUUGUUUACGUAAGUAAGCUCAUUACUCUUCUUUAGUAAAUCAAAGAUGAAAACUGACUCUGGAUGUAAUUGUUUCAUAUAAAUACCAUAUUUUGUUAUGUUUUGAUUGGGGCCUCGAGACAUUUUGGACGGUUGUAACUGAUACAAAUGAGCGGUCGAGAUUAAUAGCAGAAGAAAGAAUGAUCAAGUGGGUCCCGUUUAUUAUGGAGGUGGUUACAAAAUAUAUAGAAUAUAAAUGUAGUUUUUAUAUGUAAUUAGAUAUUUUUUAAGUUGGACACAACUAUUAUCAAUAGGACAUGUUCCUGUUUUAAUAGUAUUGAUAUAUGAAAGCUGAAAGAUUAAUUUUGGAUAACAUAUUGAUAGCGAAUAAAAUGUUUCAUAUUUUUUUUUGUAACUUAAAAUGUUUCAUAUUUUGAGAACAAACAAAUCCUGUCAAAAUAAAUUUAUAGUGGUGAAAAUAGAUAUGAACAAAGUCUAUGAUAGAGUUGAGUGGGCAUUUGUUCAUGCAUUAUUGACAAAAAUAAGGUUUACCCAUCAGUAGAUUCGUUGGAUGAUGGAAUGCUCCCAUCAUUUUAUAUAAAAAAAUGUUAUCAUUUGAAGCAUAUCUACAUAUUCAAAUUUUAUUUAUUAGGAACAAUUCUUUUCCUUUUUGGAAAUUACUAUCAUAUGUGCUAUAUUAUCCUAUUUUCUCAUUUAUUUGAAAUUAUAAAGUAUAGAAUAAUGAUUUAAAAUGGAGAAUCAAAUUAGAACGUAUUUUAAAUUACUAGAAAUUUCAAAAUUAAGAUGCCCCUUUAAUUAUCGACACAAUGUUAGUUUCUAUUGAGUAUUGCAAUGUAGUGAAUAAUAAUCAACCUCUUGAUAUCCAACAAAAAAAAAAUACAUUUGCCAUAUGUCUUUACAAAUGCGGAAACCUUAUCCUCGUGACAUGCAAAUAUGCUAAACUUUAUACGUUUGAAUUGGAUGUAUUUAGUGUUUCAAAAAAAAAAAA
This is a messenger RNA of Brassica rapa (field mustard), 10005 nucleotides long. Its product is annotated as CHD3-type chromatin-remodeling factor CHR7. The record is from RefSeq and is a predicted model, not a curated record. Gene Ontology annotation, cellular component: chromatin; nucleus. Gene Ontology annotation, molecular function: ATP-dependent chromatin remodeler activity; chromatin binding; histone binding. NCBI's taxonomy places the organism in Eukaryota, Viridiplantae, Streptophyta, Magnoliopsida, Brassicales, Brassicaceae. Gene Ontology annotation, biological process: chromatin remodeling.